Messenger RNA from Camellia sinensis, 519 nucleotides. The record is from RefSeq and is a predicted model, not a curated record. Lineage: Eukaryota; Viridiplantae; Streptophyta; Magnoliopsida; Ericales; Theaceae.
AUGGGGCUGCCAUUUCUAAAUCCAUAUUUGAAUGCAAUUGGGGCUCCAAGUUUCAGGAAAGGAUGCAAUUUUGCAGUCUCAGGUUGUACUGUACUUCCAGCUACUGCACAAUCUGUGUGCCCCUUUUCAUCUGGGAUUCAAGUAGCUCAGUUGCUGAGACUCAAAGUUGAGGUUGUUCAAUUGCAAUAUGAGACAAAAGAACUUGACAUAUACCUUCCACCAGAAGAAUAUUUCAGUUAGGGGCUUCACAUGUUUGACAUUGCAAAUGAUCUUAGAGUUGACUAUGAUUCCAUGUCAUUGGAUCAAGUUCUUGAUUUUAUUCAAACAAUUUUAGCAGAAUUUGAAGCUGGAGUUAAGAAAUUAUACAAUCAGGGGGCGUGGAAUUUUUGGGUUCAUAACACGGGUCCUCACGGUUGCAUGGCUCAUACUAUUUCUGUUUUUACACUCCAUAAGAGAAAGAAAAUGCUUUACUUUCACUAUUUCAAUGAAACUGUGAAUCAUAUGCAAACCUAUGUUUGA